Messenger RNA from Harmonia axyridis, 1770 nucleotides. It is a transcript of the gene Cfp1, whose product is annotated as CXXC-type zinc finger protein 1. The transcript has 6 exons. Gene Ontology annotation, biological process: positive regulation of DNA-templated transcription. Bases 153 to 1652 code for a protein of 499 amino acids. Gene Ontology annotation, cellular component: Set1C/COMPASS complex. The record is from RefSeq and is a predicted model, not a curated record. Gene Ontology annotation, molecular function: DNA binding; zinc ion binding. Lineage: Eukaryota; Metazoa; Arthropoda; Insecta; Coleoptera; Coccinellidae.
AUAAACAUUACUCUCUGACAUUAAAUGACAAAAAGAAUUAUCUACAAAAUAAAAUAAAAAACGGCAUUCGAAGGAAAAUAUUGAGAUUAAGAACAUUUGUAGAAAUUAUUAUUAUUAAUUGAACAACCCUACCUAAUUAUCCUCGAAUUGGAAUGUCUAAAAAGCGAGAUAUAACUAGAGAGGAGAUUGCUAAGCAAUUUCUAUUGCCAGAGAGAGCUGCCAAAAUAAACACCCUUCUUCGACAAGAUGGGCAAGCUUAUUGCGUAUGCAGAAGCUCUGACAGUUCGAGAUUCAUGAUAGCUUGCGAUGCUUGCGAGGAAUGGUACCACGGUGACUGCAUCGGAAUUUCUGGGAAGGAAUCCAAGCUUAUAAAACAGUACUUUUGUGUUAAAUGUAUUGAGGAAGAUCCUACAUUGAAAACCAGAUGGAAGACCAAGAAAGAAGAGUCCGCUACUGCUGCAACCAACACUGAAGAAAGGAGGUCCAAGAAGAAAAAAGAGAGAUAUGAGAACAAGCCUGACAAGAAACCAAAGAGAUGUGGAGAUUGCAUGGGAUGCUUCAGGACUGAGGACUGUGGACGAUGUGACGUUUGUACAAAAAAACAUAAACAUGGUAGCAGCAAGCAGAAAGAGAGGUGCAAACAGAGGAUCUGCAUAAAUUAUGGAGGGGUUAGGAGAAAACGUAGAGACUCUAGUUCAGAUAGGGAAAUACCCUCGAAUGCUCAUUUGAUGACAGAUUACGCCAGACAGUGCUAUGGGCCUAUGUGUACUAACAGUGCUAGGUUCGGUUCUAAGUAUUGUUCAGAUAAUUGUGGAAUGAAGCUUGCUACAAAUAGAAUCCUUCAGGUUAUGCCUCAAAGAAUUCAACAAUGGGUAUUGACUCCUUGCAUUGCAGAAGUAACAAAUUAUAAAGCCUUAGAUCAGGUGAGGAAGCAAAAAAAUGAGGUUAGUCAUAUUUUACAAGAGCUUGACAAUAGACACAAGGAGCUUGAUGCAAUUGUUGAAAGAGCCAGGAAAGUUACUGUUGAUGAGAAUUAUGAACAUGAACAAGAAGAGGAGGCAGAAAUGUCAAUGUAUUGCAUAACUUGCGGUCAUGAGAUUCAUUCUAGAACGGCUAUCAAGCAUAUGGAAAAGUGUUUUAAUAAAUAUGAAUCACAGGCCUCUUUUGGAUCUGUUUACAAGACUAGAAUUGAAGGUAACAACAUGUUCUGUGAUUUUUACAACACCACGAAUCAGACUUACUGUAAAAGGUUACGUGUGUUGUGUCCUGAACAUUACAAAGACCCCAAAGUUGGAGACGAUGAAGUUUGUGGCUGCCCUUUGGUAACCAAUGUGUUCAAUCUUACUGGCGAUUUUUGCAGGGUACCAAAAAAAUCCUGCAUCAAACAUUUUGUCUGGGAAAAACUGAGGAGGGCAGAGAUUGAUUUAGAGAGGGUCCGUCAAUGGUUGAAAAUGGAUGAGCUCUUAGAGAAAGAAAGAAACAUUCGUGCAGCACUUGCCAAUAGAUCUGGGGUUCUUGCCCUUAUGUUGCACUCUACCUACGACCAUGAAACAAUGGAGCAGAUAGAGAGGCUUCAGAAACUCGAUAGAUUUCGUUUUGAACAGAAAAAAGAAAAACAAGGUGUUUCACAAUCAAAUAAUAUUACAGAGUAGGAGUUACCAGUAAUUUAUUAGUUCGUUUUUCUGUAAAACAUUUCUAUUUUAAAGAACCUAAGUAAAUGUGUUGAAUAAAUCAAUGAGCUUUUUCAAAUAAAACUUCAAAUAUGUUAAA